Molecule: messenger RNA, 3136 nt
Organism: Helicoverpa armigera (cotton bollworm)
Lineage: Eukaryota; Metazoa; Arthropoda; Insecta; Lepidoptera; Noctuidae
Gene: frtz
Product: WD repeat-containing and planar cell polarity effector protein fritz homolog
Exons: 14
Coding region: 94-2604 (836 amino acids)
Biological process (GO): cilium organization; establishment of protein localization; nervous system development
Cellular component (GO): axonemal basal plate
Source: RefSeq, a predicted model, not a curated record
AAUUACCUUUCGUGAUUGCUAUUUCAUUCACGUUUUUAAUAAUUUCGGGAUUUAAAAUAAAUGUUUUGUUAAAAGUAUGUUGAAGAUCAUAUAAUGAUCAACUACGACGUCAAGUUUUUAACUUGCGAUGAAAGCUUACACUUAAAAAACAGUGACUUCAAAAGUUUCAAGUAUGAGACAAAGAAGAGAGUAGAUGAAACUGUUUAUGACUCGGGGAAGAGGAGUUAUUGUGAGAAGCGUGGAGGCCUGUGGCGGGUCGCACACCCCCGGCAACUGCGCCAACUGGAGUCUAAGCUCAGAGACAGAAGCAUCAUUACUUGCGAAUGGACCACAGACCAUUUAAUCACCUUAGUGUUCUCCUCAGGAGUUAUAGCAUACCUAACUGUUAAGCCAAACUCUUUAGAUGUCAGUCAGAUCCUUUUUGAUAGGUACUUUGUGGGAAAGCUUUCUGGUCAGAGUAUUACAAAUGUGGCACUUUCCAAGUCAUACAUAUUAGUGACACACAAUGACCGCACCGCAACCCUGGUAACAUUUGGCAAGAACAAUGUCAGUCUUCCAUGUCGCAUUACCGACAGGGACCCACAUAUACAGAACAUAGAACUAGGUGGCAGCAAUCGCAGGACAGAAAGGCACCUAUCAUCAAGGGAAGGCAGCAACUCAGCUAGAUUACUUGUGUGGAGUGUCACGGUGGCUGAGCCAGCACCCUGGAGCCCUGUACUGGAAGACCAUGCUAAUUUACACCUUUAUAGCAUCAAUGGACAUAACAUCAGUUUGACAGCAUACCACCAACUGGAGAAUGAGACAUUAUCAGCAGAACUGUCACAUAAGGCUGAUAAUGUGGUUCACAUUGUAGAACAAGUUACAUGUCAUAAGAACGGAAUCAACUUAGACUGGCUUCGUUACGAAGUGAACCCAGAUGACCAGGCGACAAAGCUAUCGGCGGGUCGCGACAGUGCGACGCACGUGUCGUUGUCUACGCCCGUGCGCGUCGUGCGACGGGCGCCGUGCGACACGCGACUGCUCAUCGCGUGUAUUGACGGGUCGCUACAUGUCGUGCAUUGUGUGGACGGCCUUACGCAUACCACUAGAGCUGGAUUUAUAGCGACGGAGAUCCGAUGGGCUGACGAGCUGAUCAUAGCUGCGGAAGAAGGCGGGAGGUUGCAAUGCUUCGACCGCGCUCUCUCGUUGCUACACCACCACUCCAAAUGUCUUGAUCUGACUUCGUAUCUGCGUGACAGUCGGCGUAUGCAGUUGUUGGCUACAAGGAGCGCUAAGGCAGGCCCUGUCAUCUUAGCGUGCUUCUCUGGCGGCCCUCUCACGCUUCUACACAUCACACACCCUCGACUACUAACGGCGUGGGUGCGAACGAAGCGGUCAUCUAACGCAAUAUCAUUACUUCGCGCGAUGGAUUGGGAGCGCGAGGGCACUCAGUGUCUAUGGGCGGUUAACAUGCUCGUCUGUGAUGCACUUAGGAGUAAAGCUGAGUGCCUGGGCUGGGAGCGCGUGGCGCAGGGCGCGGUGGGCGCGGGGCUGUGCGCGCGGGCGCGGGCCGCGCUGGCGCCGCCGCUGCACGACCUCGCCAGGAAGUUCUUCCACCAUCUGCUGCGCCGCGGUCGCGUGGAGAAGGCGCUGAGCCUGGCGGUGGACCUGCGCGCGUGGGACCUGUUCCGCGACGCGCAGUGCGGCGCGGCGCGGCGCGGACACGCGCAGCUCGCGCAGGAGGCCGCUGCGCUAGCGAGGGAACACGCACAGAACAAUGGGUCCGAGUGUUCAGACUCAUGUUCAAGUUGCAGUUCACACUCAUAUACCGGUUCUGAAGAAGAAACGAGUGGUACAUCAGAGUUAGUGAAAACGAAACCGCCGCCACUCCCUCGCGUGUCACUGCCGAACCACCCCACUCUCAUGCAAGUCCCGAUCACUCACACUGAGACCGUGUCUACCAAUAGCAUACGGCCUAAUCUCCACCAGUACUUGGAGAGAGACAAUACCAUAUGGACCACUGACGUGCGAGACGAUACCUAUACAAGGACCGAGAACUACGAUCGUGAAUAUUCGAAGCCCAUACGGAGUCAAGGCGUCCGGUGGCACAGUAUGGACGUCCUCUCCAACUAUAACGGACAGAAACAGAAGCUACUGACAAUCAAUGAGGCCCCCGCUAGACCUACACACGCUGUCGUAGACAUUAUACCUCGGCCACAUGACGGACUCGCUUCCACACACUUCAAACAUUUGUACCAAACGCAGCUGAGGGAAGAAGCUCCUAACACAUUGUAUCGUUACCACAAUAACAAUAAUUACCAUCCUAGUACAAGUUUGAAAGCGACUUAUCGAAUAGACAGUGACGCAUAUGAGAAGCAAGGCAGUCGGUCCGGCGAAAGGAACAAAGUAAAAUUUUCGGAUACUGUUACCAUAGCUGUUGUUUCAGAAGGGCGCGUGUCGCCGGAGCCGGCGCGCGAGCUGGCGGCGAGCCUGCCGCUGUCGCCGCCGCACAACUACCUCGCCGCCUUCGCCCCGCAGGCGCCGCCCGCGCUGCCCGCCGCCCCCGCCGAAAACCUACAGCAAAAGCCGCCGAAAAUCAAAGUUGUGCAUUUCGGCAUGGUAUAGAGAAACUGCAAUACAUUCCGUUGUUACAACAUUGUGCAAUUAUAGAAAGUUCUUAUUAUUAUUUACCUACUUAUUAGGAAUCCGUCCAGUUUUAGAUUAAGCAUAGCAUUUGUUUUUGAUACUGAAGUAUUGAUUCUAUACUAAUUUAAGAAUAAAGUGUUAUCGAUAAAUUUAAUUGUGAAAAGAUCUGUUUAAAGUGUGAUUCAAUAAUUAAUUGUGAUGAAAUAAUUCUCGAGAUUUCAAGGCAUCUUAUUAAUAGUAGACAAGUGUUGAAUGGCAAUAUCCUGUCAAAGGGCUAUAAUAGCUGUUUAAUUGAAUGUCUAUUUUAACCAGUCGGCUGGAAUUACCCAGAGUUUGUUCUGGUAUUCAUUUCAGAUAAAGGGGAAACUCACGCAUUUAUUAUCUUAGUUAGGAAGAAAGUCUGCAUGGUUGACAUGGUUGUGAAUACAAUUUUCAAAAGAAAGUUAUUAGAAGAAAAAUUAAUAUUAUUGUUUUCAUAAUGUAUUGUUCUAAUAAAUAUAAUUGUAUUUGU